AUGGCCAGAUACUACUCGGCGCUGAGGCACUACAUCAACCUCAUCACCAGGCAGAGGAAGGGAGAAUAUGGAAAGAGAUCAAGCCCAGAGACACUGAUCUCAGACCUCUUGUUGAGGGAAAGCACAGAAAAUAUUCCUAGAUCCAGGUUUGAAGACCCUUCGAUGUGGUGA
This is a messenger RNA of Opisthocomus hoazin, 171 nucleotides long. The record is from RefSeq and is a predicted model, not a curated record. Lineage: Eukaryota; Metazoa; Chordata; Aves; Opisthocomiformes; Opisthocomidae.